AUGUUUACCUGUUUACUACUGUUCUCUAUUUGUGGUCGUCCUCGUCCUCGUCGUCGUUUCGUUACCUCAGCAGCAGCAACAGCAGCGUCGGCGGCAACUGUGAUGCGUCAGGUUUUGUUGUCGUGCAGUGGUGCUUUGCAAGCGAAUUGUGAGUUGUUGGCAAUGUUCCCAUUUUGCAAAAAUAUUCAUCCACUAAAUGUGGCGUGA
Molecule: messenger RNA, 207 nt
Organism: Necator americanus (New World hookworm)
Lineage: Eukaryota; Metazoa; Nematoda; Chromadorea; Rhabditida; Ancylostomatidae
Exons: 2
Coding region: 1-207 (68 amino acids)
Source: RefSeq, a predicted model, not a curated record